Messenger RNA from Hylaeus anthracinus, 1639 nucleotides. Its product is annotated as semaphorin-1A-like. Gene Ontology annotation, molecular function: chemorepellent activity; semaphorin receptor binding. The coding region runs from base 1 to 1626 and encodes 541 amino acids. Gene Ontology annotation, biological process: semaphorin-plexin signaling pathway; negative chemotaxis; axon guidance. The transcript is spliced from 10 exons. The record is from RefSeq and is a predicted model, not a curated record. NCBI's taxonomy places the organism in Eukaryota, Metazoa, Arthropoda, Insecta, Hymenoptera, Colletidae.
AUGACUGAUCUGGAAGGACAGCUGUAUGCGGCGACAGUGGCCGACUUCUCUGGCGGCGAGCCACUGAUUCACAGGGAGAAGAUACGUACAGAGCGCUCGGAUCUCAACCAGCUAAACGGACCGAAUUUCGUCAGCUCGUUCGCCUACGAGGAUUACGUUUUCUUCUUUUACCGAGAAACGGCCGUGGAGUACAUGAACUGCGGCAAGGCGGUGUACUCGCGGGUCGGUAGAGUGUGCCAGCACGACAAGGGCGGACCUCAUGCGUUCAGCGACAGAUGGACGAGCUUCCUGAAAGCAAGGCUCAACUGUUCUGUACCCGGCGAAUACCCUUUCUAUUUCAAUGAAAUACAGUCGACCAGCGACGUCACGGAAGGUGUUUACGCUGGGGAGCGCGCGCGGCUGGUUUACGGGGUGUUUACAACCCCCGUGAACUCGAUCGGCGGCUCCGCUGUUUGCGCAUUCUCCAUGAACAGCGUUCUCGAAGUCUUCCAAGGUGCGUUCAAGGAACAGGAGACCAUCAACAGCAAUUGGUUGCGAGUACUUCCGGAGAGGGUGCCCGAACCGAGACCUGGGGCAUGCGUCAACGAUUCCAGGACGCUUCCAGACGUAACCGUCAACUUCGUGAAAGCCCACCCCCUCAUGGACGACGCGGUUCAGUCCUUCUUCUCGUUACCUGUGAUAACCAAAGUCAGCUUCAAUUACAGAUUUACCAAAGUCGCUGUAGAUGCUCAGGUAAAGGCACUGAAUGGCAAGGCCUACGACAUCCUCUACAUAGGGACAGACGACGGUCGUAUUCUCAAAGCACUCAACACCAGGGCGCCGGAAUCUCUGAGCAACGUUGGCCAGGUUAUCGUCAGCGACGUUCAAGUAUUGAAAUACGGCCAAGCAAUCAAGGAUCUUGUAGUAGUCCAUUUGGCCGGCGAGGCGAGCAAAUUGGUCGUAUUCGCAGACUCCGAAAUUCGUGCCAUUCCCCUUUACCACUGCGAUGCGCCAGCAGCAACCACCUGCAAAUCCUGCGUGGCUCUUCAGGAUCCUCAUUGUGCCUGGGACGCCACCAAGAACCUCUGCGUGGCCGUGUCGACGAAGCUCCACGAUAGCGACGCAGACAAAACCUUGUUUCAGAACGUCACGAACGGGAGCCACAAGGGCUGCGGCUACGAGCCAGAGACGGCGAAGCCCGUGCAACCAGCGGUACCGCCCGAAAUCGGGCGAGGCGAGCAGCCCGAUGAACGGGACAAUGAAAUCGUCAUCGAGCUGGAUCGAGAAAAUCAGUACGGUCGUACGCAGCCACGAGCUAACGAGCCUCAAGACGUGAUCGCGACACCGGUGGUAUACUCCGCCCAGACCCUGACGGGCGCGCUGAUAGGAACGUGCUUCUUCUCCCUGGUCGCUGGCUUCGCAUCGGGCUUCUGGUUCUCGCAGAGGUUGCGCGGUGCCCCUUAUCCGGAGCCACCCGAGCAACGCCAGCAGCUGAACCGACUGACCGAGAGCUCCGAGUCGCCCGGCUUCAACAACAAGUCCAUCAACCUGGUGCUGAACGUUCCGCCGAAGAACCCGAACGGCAAAAACGCGAACUCUUCCGCGGAGAACAAGCCGGUGCAAAAGGUGAAGAAGACGUACAUAUGAUACAGAAGACGAC